AUGUCAACUCAAUUCAGUGUUCCAUUAUGCAAUGGCAUCGAUCUCGCUUAUUGUCCAGGUUCCAUGGGCGUUAUUCAACGCUUGUUGUCUCUCACGAGUCGGAAUAAUUUACUUGGACUUCUCCUUGCGCUUGCGCUCUACUAUUUGGGGUCCCCCUUGAAAAACAAAGAAUCCGCCCAAUUACUCACCAGAAUUCCCGGCCCAUGGUAUGCACCUUUCACGGGGCUUCAUUUGCGAUGGAUGUUCGGUACAGGAACUAUCUGGAAAUACGCAUCAGACCAGCACCGGUGCCAUGGAGAUAUCAUCAGACUUGGACCAAGACAACUCUGGGUGUCAGACAAAGCGGCCAUGAAAGAUAUUCUCCAAAAAACAGACCUACCAAAAGUAACUAUGUAUGCUGAGAUAUCCAGAGACCGAAGAAGCCCGGGAUUAUUUGGGGAAAUGUGAGUUCUCUUUGCCUCAUACUUGCUGUGUCAAGUCCUCCUUAUGGAUUUACGUAUGCUAAUCAUUUUCAAGUCGACCGGAACCUCAUAAGAAUCUCAAGCGUUUCCUUGGCCCAGCAUUUACUGUAUCUUCAGUUGAUACCCUCGACCUUUUCUUCAAGGAUUGCGUUCAAAAGCUGCUCAGAAACUAUUACGCGAUAGUUGACUCAGAAUCGACGCCAAAGGCCGCUUUUGAGACUGACCUAAUGCGCGACCUUCAUUGUUUGGCACUGGACAUGUGAGUUUACUAGGAACCCUAAUAUCUUUACGCGCGCUAAAUCUUAGAAAGUAUGGGUGAAAGUGCUUUCGGUAAAAGAUUUGGUCAGGUUGAUCAAGUUUUUGAUGCUACGAAGAUACGGACCCAACGAGAGAAGGAAUGGUUCAAGAUUCCCGACGCAAUUUCCAGCGGGCUGGCAAAAAGGUACAAGGUAAGAGAUGAGUCUAUAUCGUAUGAUAUGAUACGUUGUUGAUAAUUCCAAAUAGUCGGUAUUUGUGAAAAGGUUCUUUCGCCGAUUAGGCCUCGAUAUCGAGUUUGACUGGCCCAAAGAAAUGACUCGAGCCAUUUCCACCUUGAUCGAUGAGAGAAGGACGAAUGAAAACAGGGACCCCAAUGCUCGUCGAGAUGUUCUCCAACAUAUGUUGGAAGAGGGGACACGACCAGAUACCGGCAUACGGAUAAGCAACCAAGAUAUAAUCGAUCAGAUGUCUGAGUUGUUACCUGCGGGAUCUGAAACUACCUCAGGUAAGUUAUCUUGAGUAUAAUAAUUGUACUUCCAUGUUAACGGACUCAAAGGAACAAUCGGGUUUCUCUUCUUGGAAUUGGCUCGGAACCCAGAUGUGAGAGCAAAGCUUCUUGCAUCUCUGCCUGUACUCUCGGCCAGCGAUCCAAUUCUCGACAGCAAAACUGUCCGCAAGCAACCAACAUACCGAUAUCUCGAGGCUUGCAUCAAGGAGAAUCUUCGCAUGCACCCAGUUGCAUCUGAGAUGGGCAGACGGACAAUCAAAGAAAGCCUACAAGUUCAAGGCUAUAUAAUUCCCCCACAUAAAGUUGUUUCUGCUUCAUACCGUAUGCUGCACCUCGAUGAGAGGUACUGGCCCGAGCCCGAAAGUUUCUGGCAGGAAAGAUGGCUACAGAGAGAUGAACGAGAGGGAGCGCCAGAACCUGAGUAAGUCCAAUCACUUCACUGAAGUGUGAAGAAGGUAGCUGAUAGAAGCAGUAUGGAUGCAUACUACCCUUUCUCUGCGGGUAAACAUUCUUGCAUUGGCGUGAAGUAAGAUUUCAGUUCCACAGUAUAUGAACACGAGGCUAACAGGGUGGAUUAUAGUUUUGCUAUGGCUGAAAUUCGCACUGCAUCUGCAAAUAUCCUCUCUCGGUUUGAUGUUCAGGAGCCAUAUUACCAGGAGAUUGACGUCUGCCAGUUCAUUACCAUGCAGUUCGGCGAUGGAUCUUGGAAGGCAAGUUCAGAGCGGAACGUUCCAUAUACAUUUACUGAUUUUCUGGGGUUGAAUUUAUAG
Messenger RNA from Hymenoscyphus albidus, 1997 nucleotides. The record is from the annotation of a GenBank genome assembly. NCBI's taxonomy places the organism in Eukaryota, Fungi, Ascomycota, Leotiomycetes, Helotiales, Helotiaceae.